AUGUCCCGGUUGAGCUAUAUUUGUUUUUGCAAGGCAGCGGCGUUUGCUUCAGUCUUGGUGUUCGGCUACAAGCUUGUAGACUAUGCUGUACUGCAAUACUUAACAACGUAUUUCACUGACUCAAGCAAUUAUAAUCUCGAGAAAGCUGCAACAUUUGUGAAUAGUCGGGAGGUGUUAUCAGCUUCAUUUGCUUUCAUCUACAUUCGGUAUGCUUUUCGGAGUCCCCUCACAGUCAUUAUUUGUUCAGCGGCCUUCUGCAUUUGUGGAUUGGUGGCUCUGUUCUUGACGACCUUAGCUCUAUUUAGAGAAAAGACUGACAUAUUCAACAUAAUUGGAGUGGUUCAUUUAGCAGCGGGUGAAGCUGGAUUGAAGACUUUCUUGAAGGCAUUUCUUGGUGAUCAGUUGAGAGCCCAUGAACCGAAUCACAACGAGAAUCAAGUAAAAGCUCGAAGGAGGAUGUGGUGGGUUGUUGCCUGGAUUUGUAGUGUAUUAGCCGCAUACUAUGUAAACGACACCCUAUGGCUAAAAACUCUCAUUAUUUCAGCAUCAAUUAUGGGGGUCACUCUGAUCUUGUUCUUAUUGGGUAUCUGUUUUUAUCAUUCCAAAGAAUCAGCUGACCGCGGCAGGCGACUAGCUAUUUUCCCCGUUCUCUGGGCCUCCAUACUGAAUCGGAACCUCGAUUAUCCUACUUCCCCAAGGCAGUUCUAUCGUAAUAAUGGAAAUCAAUUAUGUUUGUCACCUCCAAUCAAAAUCCUCAGAAGGCUAGACAAAUCUGCCAUUAGCGACCCUUCCUAUCGUAGCGCAGAUGACCAACGAAAAGCGGGAAGGCUUUGCACUGUGAAAGAAGUAGAGGAGAUAAAAUGCGUUUUUAGAAUGGUUCCCCUGUGGGUCAACUUCGUUGUUUUGGGUUUGUUAGUGUCAACAGCGAAUACCUUUUUUCCUGAGCAGGGAUACAACAUGAAUAAUUCAAAAUUCUAUAUUUUUGUGCUCAUAAUUCCAUCCGUUUUGGGAAAAAUCAAGGGCUUUCUGUCGAUUUUAUUUGUACCAAACUGGGAUGAAAAAACUAAGAAUCAAGUUAACAAAUGGAAAAUUUGGGCUGGAAUGGUGCUCUCUAUCUUCUGCUGUGCUGUUGCCUGGCGGGUUGAAGUUCACCGGUUGAAUAUAGUCAACAAAGAAGGAGGGAAUUCCGAUGAAAAUACUCCGAUGAGCGUCUUCUGGCUAGCUCCCCAGUUCUUCCUUUUAGGCCUUAUGCUGGUGCUUGCUACUGAUGGAUUGGAUGAAAUUGCGAUUGAACAGUUCGAGGAAUUGCCGAAGGAGUAUGUAACAACGAUCAAUGAGUUUGUCAUCGCAAUUGGAAGCUUCCUUAACAUAGUAUAUGUCCAUGCAAAUGGAAGCCGUUUCUCUAAAAGUUUGAACGAGAUUCAUCUGGACAAGCACUAUCACACAUUGACAGUGGUUAGUUUCAUCAAUUUUUGCAUCUAUUUAUUCAUUUCACCUAUCUAUACGGCGAUGAGGCGUAGAUGAGAUCUUACAAACAUCUGAUGAUUUAAUCAAAACUUUAUUAGCUAAUUAUGUUUUAUUCAUUUUUGGUUGAUCAGUCUGUUCAAUAUUUGUCCUUGUAACUUAGAUUCGCUUUUAACU
Mangifera indica (mango) is the source of this 1641-nucleotide messenger RNA. RefSeq names its product protein NRT1/ PTR FAMILY 5.6-like. Gene Ontology annotation, biological process: transmembrane transport. NCBI's taxonomy places the organism in Eukaryota, Viridiplantae, Streptophyta, Magnoliopsida, Sapindales, Anacardiaceae. Gene Ontology annotation, cellular component: membrane. Gene Ontology annotation, molecular function: transmembrane transporter activity. The transcript is spliced from 4 exons. The record is from RefSeq and is a predicted model, not a curated record. The coding region runs from base 1 to 1524 and encodes 507 amino acids.